UUCCUCGGGUUCUCUCCAUCUCCCUCCCCUCUCUCUCUCUCUCUCUGAUCUCUCUGGUAUAUACAGAGAGACAUUGAACAUAUGCUCUUCCUCAUUUAAAGCUAGCUCUCUCUCUCUCUCUCUCUCUCUCUAGCGCCUGAUCUUUCAAAAAUUCCCAUCUUUUAUAAGCUCCCUUUCCUUUCACCCGAACGACCAGACACCCUUUUCCAUCUCCUUCCUUUCCUUCCUUCGCCUCUCGCUCUUUGCGCGGACUUUCCAUCUCUUUUCCUUCUCUUCGAUUCUCCUAUCAUCAUCACCCACAAAGAAAAAGACCGACCACCUUUAUUCUCCUCCUCCUCCUCCUCCUUCGUUUUAUUCUCUCCUCAAAGUCUUUCCUCUUUGCCACACCACCGUUUUUCCCUUGGGUCGCGACGCGCAGGCGGGCGGGCGGGGCGCGCGUAUUUAUGAUCAUGGGGUUCCAAGAGAAACGCCACCAGGUGGAUAAAGGGCUCGACAUGGAGGGCAAGGCGACGUGGGUCAUCGCCGGGAUCUCGCUGCGCUCCCCGUUGAAGCCGAUAUACACCGGCUCCUCGCGGAGCCGCGGCGAGUGGGACGACGACGGCGGCUGCGGCGGCGAGGAGGAGGAACUCUCCACGACCCCGACGGGGGAAGAGGCGAGGAUCCCGGUUAAGUUCACGUGCCCGCCGCCGGCCCCGAGGAAGCGGAAGCCGGCCUUGAAGUACCGCUACGACGGAGUUAGGGAGUUCUUUAACCCUCCGGAUUUGGAGAGCGUGUUCAUGCGCAAAGCCGAAAGGGCUAACUGAUUAUGGGAGAGAUUUGUGUAGUUGUUAAAAAGGUUGUAUUAUGGACUCCAGUUUCUGCUCAUUUUCUUUACCUUUUCCCGUAACUAUCAUUUCUCUUUUUCUCUCUCUUCAUUUUCUUUCUUUUUUCUUUUUUGUCCUUGUAUGCUAUUGUCUGGUUAGUAGCUAGUGGAGGCUAGUGAUGUGUACAUAACAUUUUUCAUUCAAUAAAAUCCGCGAUUAGGCAAA
Messenger RNA from Eucalyptus grandis, 1028 nucleotides. RefSeq names its product cyclin-dependent protein kinase inhibitor SMR6. Bases 444 to 803 code for a protein of 119 amino acids. NCBI's taxonomy places the organism in Eukaryota, Viridiplantae, Streptophyta, Magnoliopsida, Myrtales, Myrtaceae. The transcript has a single exon. Gene Ontology annotation, biological process: regulation of DNA endoreduplication. The record is from RefSeq and is a predicted model, not a curated record.